Diorhabda carinulata is the source of this 11884-nucleotide messenger RNA. Its product is annotated as lysosomal alpha-glucosidase-like. NCBI's taxonomy places the organism in Eukaryota, Metazoa, Arthropoda, Insecta, Coleoptera, Chrysomelidae. The record is from RefSeq and is a predicted model, not a curated record. Gene Ontology annotation, biological process: carbohydrate metabolic process. Gene Ontology annotation, molecular function: carbohydrate binding; alpha-1,4-glucosidase activity. Bases 390 to 3413 code for a protein of 1007 amino acids. The transcript is spliced from 17 exons.
UUCAAAUACAAAAAACAAGGAGUGGUAAUUACAAAUAAUUGAAUCUUAUCACUAGUAAAAGUUGUUAAAUAUAAACGUAAUUAGGAUACGCAGUGACGUCAUGAACAUAACCUAUCAUUGCAACAUAUUUCAGCAUUAAUUUAGAAGUCAUGAAUUAGUUGAUUCUUAUAUUCCAGCAUUUAACAAAAUUUAGCCAUAGCCAACUUCCUGUAUUUUUUCUUCAGUUAACUUAACAAUGAUAAAGAAUAGAUAAUUCAAUAAGCAUUAGCACUUUCAUACUUCCGUUUGAAAGGCACCCAUAGCAGAAAAAAAUGACUGAUGUAACAUAGAACAAGGGUAAUAAACACUAUUUUUGGAUUGAAAGUUAAUUUUGUGAAUAAAUAAUUGAAAUGAAAAUAAGGGAGGUGAUAAAAUCCUUUAAAAUUAGAAGAAACCGUCAAAUAUCCUCUACAAACUUGGUUUCUUUUGAAGCAUUUUACAACGAUCGUAAAAAUAAGUUUUCUAAUAUUAAGGAACCAUGUACAAAGACUAAUUCAUUUCCGUCCCAGAAUGAGGAAUAUGCUGGUGGAUAUAUACGUUUUAAAGAAACAAGUGAAGAAAAACCAGUGAUCCGUCCUAGUCUACCUAUAGUUCUAGUAAUUUUCAUACUUACGUCUGUAUUUAUUGUACUUCCAAUAAUAUACUUAAUCAAUUGUUUUAAAUUUUCGUUCGAUAAUCAAGAAUUCUAUCAUCGGAUGACUCCAGCUUUUUUUAGCAAUGCAACAAAAGAAUACGACACUAAGAAACCCCAAAAAUUUCAUGAUUUACCAUUUCCUCCUAAUCCAGAUUACAAUCAAUGUAAACUCCUAAAAGACAUUGAUAAAUAUGACUGUUUCCCUGAAGAUGAUGUUGAUGCUGAAAAAUGUGAAGCAAGAGGCUGUUGUUGGAUACCGAAACCAAAAAAUAAACCUGAUCAACCAAUUGACGUGCCAUACUGUUUCUACCCGCCAAAUUACAAUACUUAUAAAAUCAUUAAUAUCACUGAAACUAGUUUUGGAUUGAUAGCAUUUUGGAAGAGGCAAUAUAGAACAGCUUAUCCUGAUGAUGUAGAAGUUUUGAAAAUGAUUGUUAAAUAUGAAACAGAGACCAGAUUAAGAGUGAAGAUUGUAGAUCCAAAUAAUUUCAGAUUUGAAUCGCCAUAUCCAGAAGUUCCUAUUGUUGAUAAAGCUUCAAUUUCCUUAACGUACAUCUUCGAAAUUAAUAUAUUUAAGUCUGGUUUUAAAGUUAUGAGAAAAAGUGACAAUACUACUAUAUUUGAUUCUAAUAAUUUCUUGAACUUAAUCUAUUCGAAUCAGUUGCUACAAAUUAGUUCAAAACUUCCCUCAAAAUUCAUUUAUGGAAUUGGAGAGCAUAGAUCUAAUUUACUACUGUCUACAGAAUGGUCCAGGUUCACUUUAUUUAACCAUGACGAAAUUCCCACAAAUAAUAAAAAUUUAUAUGGGAGCCACCCAUUUUAUUUAGUUAUGGAAAACUCUACCAAAAGCCAUGGAGUAUUUUUAUUAAAUAGUAAUGCAAUGGAUGUUAUUUUACAACCCACACCAGCUAUCACAUUUAGAACCAUUGGCGGAAUUUUGGAUUUCUAUUUCUUUUUGGGACCAUCACCGUCUGAAGUCAUUAACCAAUAUACCGAUCUGAUUGGUAGACCUUAUAUGCCUCCAUAUUGGAGUCUGGGAUUCCAUUUAUGCAGGUUUGGAUAUAAAACUUUAAAUGAAACCAAAAAAGUGAUGCAAAGGAAUAUUGAUGCUGGAAUUCCAUUGGAUACCCAAUGGAAUGACUUGGAUUAUAUGAAUGUUAGCAAUGAUUUCACAUAUGAUCACAACAAUUUUAAGGAAUUACCAAGUUUUGUAAAUGAAUUGCAUUUGAAGGGUAUGCACUACAUUCCCCUAAUUGAUCCGGGCAUUAGUGCCAGUGAAACUCCGGGAUCUUAUCCACCAUACGAUGUAGGAAUGGAAAUGGAUAUAUUUGUUAAAAAUUCCACUGGAUUACCUUUUAUAGGAAAGGUGUGGAAUAGAGUGUCUACUGUAUGGCCGGAUUUUACUAAUCCAAAUGCUGUAGAUUAUUGGACGUUAAUGUUAAAAAAUAUGCACAAAACAAUCCAAUUCGACGGAGCUUGGAUCGAUAUGAAUGAACCAUCAAAUUUUUAUUCGGGUGCAAAUAAUGGCUGUUCAAAUUCCACUUUUGACAAUCCACCCUAUCUUCCAUAUGUCGACGGAGGAAUUAUUUACUAUAAGACGUUGUGUAUGGCUGCUAAGCAUUAUGCGGGGCUGCAUUACAACGUUCAUAACUUGUAUGGACUCACAGAGGCCAUAGUUACCAGCUUUGCUCUUGCAGAAAUAAGAGGUAAAAGACCGAUGGUUAUAUCACGGUCGUCAUUCUCUGGUUUGGGACAUUAUGCGGGGCACUGGAGUGGAGAUGUUUGGUCUUCUUGGGAUGAUAUGAAGUUUUCAAUUCCAGGAAUUCUAUCAUUCAGCCUAUACGGUAUUCCUUUAAUGGGAGCUGAUAUAUGUGGUUUCAACGGAAAUACAACAGCUCCAUUAUGUAAUAGAUGGAUGCAGCUAGGAGCAUUUUAUCCUUUUUCUAGAAACCAUAACACCGAUGAUGGUAUUGAUCAAGACCCUGUAGCUCUAGGAAAGCAAGUGAUCGCAUCAUCUGUAAAGGCUCUAACAGCUAGAUAUUAUCUAUUACCUUAUCUGUAUACAUUAUUUCACAAAGCGCAUGUAAAUGGUGAAACUGUAGCAAGGCCAUUAUUCUUUGAAUUUCCGGAAGAUGUGAAUACGUAUGGAAUAGAUACUCAAUUUUUGUGGGGUUCUGCAUUAAUGAUAAUCCCUGUUUUACAGGAUUCUGAUGUUACAGUUACUGCUUAUAUACCAAAAGGUACUUGGUAUGAUUUUUACAACCUCGAAGGAUCAUAUAGUAAAGGAGAAAAAUUUACUCUGGAUGCACCAUUAGAUACGAUUCCAUUAUUAAUUAGAGGUGGUUGUAUAGUACCAUUACAAGCACCAAAAAAUACUACUACCGAAUCCAGAAAAUCGAAAAUUGAACUUUUAGUAGCUAGUGAUGAAAAGAAAUAUGCUAUUGGUGAUUUGUAUUGGGAUGACGGUGAUUCACUCAAUUCGUUUGAAGAAAAACAAUAUUCCUCAAUUACUUUCGAGUUGGAAGAAAACACAUUAAGAUCAUACGCUACGUUUAUAGGAUCCGAUAUACCACCGAAUUUAGACAGAGUUGCUGUUUUGGGUAUCGAUGAUAUCAUUAAGGAAGUAUCAGUUAAUGGAUUUAUGCACAAGAAUUUCGACUAUAACUCCAAAUUUAAGUAUUUGAACAUUGAAAAAUUGGACAUCUCUCUACAAGCACCUCUGGUUAUUUCUUGGAAGUAAACCAAGUUUAUUUAUUAACACGCACACUUAAUAAUCAAACUUUUUUAAGUAUUAUUCUAAAUGUCAUUUAGACACUUCGCUUCUAAGCUCAACAUUUAUAUUUGUAUGGAAUUAUUAAUAUUUUAAAAAGCCAUGUUUGAAAAUUUUAUAUAUAGAGAGCUAAUAUCUAUGUUUAAACAUUUAUAUGGUAAUGGAAUUCGAAAACCAAUGAGAAGGAUAUUUUGGAGUUUAAAAAAAAAUAGAGUAUUAUAGUGACAUUUAUGUAUGAUCAACUUCAUCGCUUAAUUUUUCAGACUAGACAAUUGACAAUUUUUUUAAGGUAUAUCGAAAAUAUUAUUUCUGAUGAGAAAAAAAAUGUUAGAUCCAUCGAGGUAAAUGAAAUUCACUGGGUGGCAUUUUUUCAAGAGAAUUUAAUGGUCUACAAAAAAAGAGUGAUUGAAUUUUUUUGUCAGAUGAACCGUUUUCUCAUAACCACGACUUAAAAAUUGGUAUGAUUACAGAAUUUGAUUUUUUAACUUUGGAAUAUUGUAAUUACUUAAAAAUUAGUAUCCUUAUUAAUUCAAUGAAGAUUCUUGAAGAGAAUUUAAUUUCCUAAAAACUUCUCUUGACAUUUUUAGUUAAAGUCACUCCUUUGAAAGUUAUUCAAAGUUCAAGUCAGAAUGAAAUUCUCGAUUUUUUCGCUGUAGAUUUAAUUUUUUUGAGCCCAUUGAAAACUUCAUUCUUCGUUUAUUCCACCAACAAAGGUGAUUGAUUGAAAAUGUAAUUUUCUGAAGAAGUUAACUUUUCUAUAAAUAAAAAUUAUUACCUAUAAAAAGGUCAAAUUUUUCAGUGUGCUCAAAAAAAUUGAAUUUAUAGUGAAAAAAACAAGAAAUUUAUUUUGACUUCAACUUUGAAUAACUUUCAAAGGAGUGAAUUUAACUAAAAAUCUUAAGAGAAGUUUUUUGUAGAAAAUUAACUUCCCUUCUAGAAUCUAUUGAAUUUUUUCCGGAUACUAAUUUUUAAUUUAAUUCCAAACUUUAAAAAAGUUCAAAAAUCAACUAAGUCGAAAGUUCUGGAACCGUUGGUGUAUUCAUACUGAACACACUGUUUAUACCACCACUACACCAACACUCUCAAUUACACUGUCUGGCGCGCGUUUCGAUAAUCAAAUUAUAGUCUUCAGAGACUGAAGGUAAAUGAAACGAAAUGCGCGUCGGACAGUGCAAUUGUUGGUGUAAUGGUGGUGUAAACAGUGUAUUCAAUUUUAAAAAAUCAAAUUUUAAAAUCAUACCAAUUUUCAAGCCGUGUCAGUUCAAGUUUCAAGUUUGUCAGUCUUUUUUUUGACCAUUAAAUUCUUUUAAAAAAGCACCUCCGAGUCAAUUUCAUUUACUUCGAUGGUUGAGGAGUUAUGAGACAAAAAAACCCUCUCAGGAAAAAAUCAAAAGUUUCUAUGAUAGACCUCUUAAUAUCAAUAUUAAUGGGUCAAAUUCUAACAUUUUUUUUGUCAUAUGAAAUAUUUUCGAUAUACUUCAAAAACAAAUAGAUGACUUUUUUUGACCCAAACUAUUGUACACUAUAACACGAUAUUUUAAUGUGAAUUAUUUUUUAUUUUGAGCCUCAGAUAUUUAUAAUGUUUAUAAAACAAUUGUGGAAUGACUAAUUUCUAUUUCUAUAGAUUUUUACCCUUUUUUACCUUUUUUUAAGAUCCUUAUUGUUAUUUUUAUUGUCUUUAAUUUGGGUUUUUAAUAUUUGAUUUCAUAUUUCAUCUUCACUUUUUUUAUAGUAUAUAUUUCUUUUCUCUUUACUUUAUUUAUCUAGAUUAUUGUUCUAUUUGUUUAUUUUUCUUGUGUUUUGUAGCUGACGUGCAUAUACUUUCUCUAACCAUAUUUUCUCAUACAUAUGAAAGUCAUUUUAUCUUACCAAUUUAUUUUUUCAUCACUAUUUAUGAUUUUCAGCGUUUUACCUCAAAAAUAUUUCUACUAGCAAACCUUUACUUUUUAUAGCAGCCGGUGUCAAUCAAAUUGAAAUUAUUUCCGUCCAAAUUAAAUUCAUGUAGUCGAAGUAUCUUUCAGUUAGAUCAGUAUGGCUCUCAAAAUAUCUAUAAUUUAAGAAUUACUUUAGAGAUUAUUUGUUAUUUGAAAAUAUUUUCAAUUUAUCGUCUAUAUUAGUUAAUUUAGGAUUUUUAGGUGAUUUAGUUCAAGACUCUGUACACAAUAGGUGUUGAGAGAUUCGUUAAAACAUUUUUUGGAAAGUAGAAAAAUUUGAAUGAAUUCCGUUCCUAAAUGAAGUCUGUGUAAAUAUUCCAAAAUUUUAAAUGGUACCGUAGAUUUCUUCCUUAUACCAGAUUAAACCAGUGGUUCUUUUAAAUCUCAGGUUCAGGCAAUUUGUGGCAAAAACUACUCAAUAUUCGAUAACUUAGCACUCUAGGUUGCUGAGCAACUAAUUGGUAGACUUUCGUAGUACCUUUCAGCGGCUUAAUUUCACUUGGAAUUUCCAUUAAAAUGUGGACAAUGUCAUCUUUGCCAAUAAGAAAAAGCUUCAUCUUACUGCGGUCUUUAAGUGCUUCAUGAAAUUGUAAAGCCUUAAUAAUUUGUACACUGGUGACGAUAUGGUCUGCUAAUGAAGUCGGUGUAAAUAUCACAAAAUUUUGAAUGGUACCGUAGAUCUUUUCAUUAAACCAAUGAGAAUAUUCCAGAACCGAUUUUUAUCAAUACUAAGAGUGAUAUAAUCGAAAUGUAUAUCAUUCUGUAUGAUAUUAACUCAAAACUGUUCACAUGGACUACAUUUAAUGCUAUAUAUGAAUUUUUCCACGUAGUCAAUUAUUUAAAAUUGAUAUAUUUGUGGAAAGUCUCCGUUUCAUAAUCAUAUGUCUGUGUUAUACCAAAGUUUAAGUAAGUUAUUUACUAUUAGAUGUGUCAAAUUUUACAGAAAACAAAAAUCUUAUUAAAUGUUACCUGAUAGAUAGUAAAUUAGAUGUAGAAUUAAAAAUAAGAAGAAUCUAUUGUGAUUUAAUUGCUCAAUGACUUGUUUAAUUUGAACUAUUUUAAUUUCAUAUACUACUCAACAGCAAAAAAACAGAUAGUUUUGUUCAAAAUAUUAAUCUGUUGGUUAAUUUAUAAGUUAUUGACACAAAAUCUGUCACAAAUCAAUAAUUCUAAUUGAUUAUGAACAUAAAAAUUCAGAAUAAAGAGAGAGAGAAAAACACAUUUUAUUAGAACCUUGAGAUAUGGAAGAAAUUAAAUUUUGGACGUAAUCCACAAAUUCUCUAUGGACAUCAUAUCGAGAGAUUGUGCAGGCCAGUCUAGAAUAUAAUCAUUUCUUCCAUGUACUGGGUAACGAAUCUGGCGGUAUGUGGACGAGCAUUAUCCUCCAUCAAAAUUAAUUCAUCACCAAUAAAUGGAGCAAAUGGGAUCACAACCUCUAGCAGCAGUCAUAGCCUUAUUAUCGUUAAAAAUCAGUGAAACGUUGAAAUUAAUUCCACCCCAAACUAUAACUGAUCUUUCAAAAGGUCAUUAUUUGUUCCCCUAAAAGUCUCUAUCGUAUAGACCAAAUCGAGAGUGGUUAACAAACAAUCACCUUUCUCUUUAAUGCCUUUCCAGGAGUUGGAGUCCUGUCAAACUCCACUGUAAUGUGUGUGAGCCACUUCAAGUCUGUCCCGAACCUUAGAAGCUAUUAGAUAUUGAAAUCUGAGUUUUAUAUAAUGGUCUACUAAUCCCUUCGGGAUUAGUUCGAUGGACUCUGACUCUACAUUCUCUAUUAUAAUCAGAUUACCCACAAAAACAAAUACAUUAGCUUUUAGUUUGAAAAAUAUGAAGUGUCCGAUUUUUUUGCUGUUGAGUUUAUUUAGAACUGAUAUUCUAAAUUCAUCCUAAAACUUCAAACAUAAGUACAGUAAAAUCUUUCUUAACCGAAAUGGGAGUUGAGGGUGGUUUCAGGUAACAUAAAUUAAAAAGGAUUAUUUUAAGUAUAUUGUUACACAUAUAUGCAACUAGCAACGUUGUUUUUUUAAAAUCUUUAUUUGUUUUGGUAUCGUUUUCUGGUAGCAAUAUCUCUCUAACUGUUACAUCAAUAAUGAUCUUUUCCAAUCUUUCCCCAACAUAAAAAGCAACCUAAACAUAACAGUAUAAGGAAUCUAAAGUGAAUGUGAUUUAAUACUUAUAUGAAGUCUUAAUCAUAGUUUGCAUAAAAAUUUACCUUCAUGGGAUUGAAGAUCUCAUCAACUCUGUCAUCGCUACUAUCUGUCUCAACUUCGUCAUCUGAUUCGUUGUGGCUAUCUUCAUUUGACAAUAUCUUGACCCAUCUAUUUAUAUCAGAGGUAUAUGGUUGUUGAUUGCCUUCCAGUUUCACUCCCUUCUAUGGCGUUUUGUCUCAAUGACUGAUUUAUUGUGUUUUUAUUUUAUUUUUUCGACGUCGCUUCGGUUAAGAGAGCUUUUAUUGUAUAGUAUUUUUAAAGUCAAUGUGAAAAGAGAUAUUUUUAAUUCCACUGAAUUAUAAAAUCGAAAAUUUUGCAAUAUAGGAGGACAUUAAAAGCAGAAUAAAUACUUUAGGAAGGGAAGGCUACAGGAAUAGACAAUAGGGGUGCUACAAAGCUGCGCCAAUUGGUCUACCAACACCAAUGUCAGUAAUAUUUAGUGUCAAAUCAUUUGACUGCAGACAAAUAAAAAUAUUUCAGUGAUAGGUCAAUCAGAAUUAACUUUCAAAUGUUAUCCAAAAGGACAUUUAAUAUUUGUACAACUUAUUCGUCGUUUGGUGUAGAUGGAUUGUGAUAAUGUAAAAUAUUUAAUUAGACCGCGUUGUUUUUUUUGCUGGUGAAUUCCAACUUUUAGAAUUGUUUUAACCCUCUACUGCAUUAAUUAUGAAAAAAGUAUUUGAUGGUUGUUUAGGCUUUAUUUAGGGAUAAAAUUUACUAAAAAAAAAAGAAAAUUAAAAAAAUUUGCUUACAUAAAUUGAGAAAAAAACAAAGGUCGUAUAUGGGUUCGUAUGCAUCCCAACAAAUUUUAAUAAAAAAAUAGUACAGCCAUAUAUGGGUUCGUAUGAAGGAUAAAGAAACAAAUAUAAAUUUAAGUGUUUAGUAUAAAAUAAAAAUUACAGUAAUUUUAAUAAUAAAAUGCCGAAAAACAGUUUCGUUUGUUGUAACAUUUUCUGUAAGUUUUUUGUCCACAAAAUUGACAUUUUUCUCCGUUUUCAUCCAUUCAUAUAUGGUCUAUUCCAUGAGUCCUCACGGAGUUUAAAGGUACAUCUUGAUGUCUGACAGGAACACUCCUCAUUUUCUUCAGUAUAGUUGGUGUGCCUGGAUUGGAUGGAGCAAGACUUCCUUGCCAAGAAAUUGGUGUUCCAUCUCUAAUGUGAUUUACAGGAAGCCCGAAGUGUUCUGAAACAGCGUGCUUAAAAUCAAAUAGAGACAUGUAAACGUCUGAAUUGUUCCUGUCUAUCACAUGAAAAAAUAUUCGUUUAUACCAUUUCUUGGAUCUCAAAUGAAUUCUAUACAACCAAGCAUAAAGUCUCAUUAAUCAACACCCCCCAUAUGUCGGUUAUAUACUUCAACUGCUUGAGGACAAUUAAUGGUUUUGUACAGUGUUUCCUUUCUAAAGGACUUUCGUUUUGUAGUCAUUGGUUCACUACCUACAUAAAUUGAAAGGAUAUUAACCAGUUUAUUAUUAAACCAAGUAACAGCAUCAAUAGUGAAAAAUUCACGUUCUUGUUUCUUCAACUCUUUUUUUCUGGCGGUAUAUCUAUAUUAGGAAUUCUGUUCAGGCACACUGUACCUAGAGGCAAAAGUCCAAUCUUCGUAAAAUGUACCUGAAGUCACGACAUUGGCGCUAACACCCAAAUCUUGUGUACCUUCAGGUCGUUUAUUACUUUGAUCACCAGCAAAAAAAUCAAAACCAUAACUAAAUCCUAAGACUAAGUCCACAAGAACUUGAUUCCUAUAUCCCCUAUAUCGCAGAAUUGUAUUGUUCCAGGUCAUGAUGAACUUUUGUAGGGAUUAUCCGUGCAUCAACUGCCAGAUAUUCCUCUUUCGGUACUACUAAAAGUUGCUGCUUAGUAUCAUCUGAAAGUGGACGCACUUUUAAUAACUUAUAAUUGCGUGGCUUCAAUAAUUUAAAAAUUAUUUUCAUCAUUUUUUGGAUUCCCAUUUUAUUGUAGUGGGUUUAUGAUUUUGUCUGUGUGGCCGGUGGAGGUUAUCAUCAGAGCAAUCACUACCUGCUUCAGUUAUAACAAGAGAUCGUCUAUGACGUUGAAAUUGUCUAGGGGUAACAUAUUCACUUUUAGAAUCGGAGGCUAAUUCAUCAUCACCAAGCGAGCUCCAGGUUAGAAUGAAUACGAAACCAUUAUGAUUUCAUCAACAAAGCACUCUAAUAUGAUAGAAACAUGCGUAAAAUUAAAGGUUAAAUAAUAUAUUUAUAAAAUAGUACAAUAACAGCACCAUGUUUUCUUUUUUUACCACUUUUUUCAUGUAGAAAAUAUCUUUUGAAAAACGUGUUUACAGAUACUGAGUUGAACUUCACACAAGCGCUAGAAAAGUGAGGUUAUAACCAAAAUGACUUGACUAUAGGUAACAAAAAAUAUUUUCGUAUUGCCAACGUAACAAUUAAAAUGUCCACCAUGCGUAUAGUUAUUGCUAGAUUUUUAAGAAUGUCAAGAAUUAACAAUUUACUGAAAAAAGGAGAACAAUUUUAUAAGAAUAUAUCUGACAAUCUCAUUUUAAUCAAUGUCUUCACGUUGACUUUAGAUAUACUAUACUUAAUAUUUUUACUCUAUAUAAAUAUUGUAAUAUUUAUUGUAAGAGACAGGGAUCGGUUUCAAAAUUUAUUGUGAUAAAUUGUGUCACUAUAUAUUAAAUCGUAAAUUUUUUGGAUAAAACGGCGAAUCAUUCCAAUUGUGGUGUCCGUGUGCAUCGUUUUUUGGGUUAGUUAGAUCUUUGAGUGAUUCUUUAUAUUAUUUGAAACAAUUAAGUCACAAAAUUUGAAAUAAGAACUAAAAAAUAUUGAGAAAGUUAAUAAAACUCAAAUUAUAAAUUUUUCACCCAUAAAAAAUUAGGAAAAUUUCAAUUUGACCAACAUUUGAGGUCUCAAUCUUGCUUCUGUGAUCUUAACAUCAAAUUUUUUGCUUUUCUAUUGUUCUUUCGUGGUCAGACUCUUUAGCUUGUUUCUUACGAUGGGUUAAGAUAGUGGUUGAUUCAUUGUUUGGUAUAUUUUAUUAUCUGAUAAUUCGCCAUGCGAAAGAUCAUCUUCCAGCAGGAAAAAAGAAGAUGGUUGAUAUGAACUACUAUGUUUUCUUUCCGUCAAAGUUAUUUUCCAUGAAUACAAAGCACAUAUUAUAUAUAUUUAACAUUGAGUUCUUCUUCUUGUACAAAAUUCUCUUUCUUCGGUGAUCUUAUCAUCACAUUUUUUGCUUUUUUAUUGUUUUAUCGUUGUCAGAAUCUGUAGCUUGUUUCUUACGAUGGGUUGAAGUAGUGGGGGAUUCAUUGUUUUGUAUAUUCCAUAUCUUAUAAUUCGCCAUGUGGAAGAUUAUCUUUCAGCUGGAAAAAAAGAUGGUCCACGUAAACUACCAUUUUUUGCUUUUCAUAAACACAACGCACAUAUUAUAUAUAUUUAAAAAUAACCUCUAUGACUAUUGAAUUCUUCUUCUUGUAUUAUCUAAUAAGAUAUUAAGUAUUGUUAACGUCAUCUUUUGGCUCAUUCUACUUUAGAGUCAUCUGUGAUUUAUUAUUGUGCUUUGAGCCAACACUAUCAACAGUAUGUCGGCUCCAAAAACAAAUUCAUAAUUUUACUUUUCUUGAGUAGUUAUGAAAUCAUUGUUGCAUCUUUUGUGAAAACAAAUAUCGUAAAUUUUACAGGUCUAGUGUUUAUAUUGAAUUGUAGUGGUGUAAAUCUGUUUUAUUUUAGCAAACAGUGCCCAAUAGCUGGUUUUUUAUCAGCUAAUCGGACAUUAGUGAAAUAUAUGUCAUUUGUAAUAUUUCUUCUAGCUCUAUGAUGUUAUUGAAAAAAUUCUGAAACAACACGGUUGGUUUUCUUCUUAUUUCGUACCAGAGACUUUUCUAGUAUAAACUUUCAUUAUACAAAUAUGCCGUUUUCAUAUCUGCAACUUUCCAAAUUUUCAUACCUUAUCAACAACCUUGAUAUUAACAAACCCAACAAAUAUUCUAGAAGAUUGAUACCUAUAUAUUUUUGGAUAUUUUCAAAAAUAGUUUAAUCAAAAUACUCUUCAUAUAUGUCAUCAGUUCUUUAAGUUUAUAGAAUGUAGAAACAAUAUUGUGGUACAUUUCGUAUAGGUUUAAUGCACUAUAAAAAUUUUCUAAUUCUGAAAUUUGAUUUGUAAAAUAUUAAAUUCAAAAUUGUAACUCAACUUUCAACUUGACUAAUUAUUUAAGUACCAAAAACCGCCAUUCUUGUCUCUAACAAGGUUUUUAACAUUCAAUCUUACUUUACUUUUUGAAAUAACUGUAUACAUAUCAUCUAAAGAUGAAAUAAAUUCUGUUUUAAUCUAAA